This is a messenger RNA of Triticum dicoccoides, 2995 nucleotides long. RefSeq names its product protein FAR1-RELATED SEQUENCE 5-like. Lineage: Eukaryota; Viridiplantae; Streptophyta; Magnoliopsida; Poales; Poaceae. Gene Ontology annotation, biological process: regulation of DNA-templated transcription. The transcript has 7 exons. The coding region runs from base 146 to 2629 and encodes 827 amino acids. Gene Ontology annotation, molecular function: zinc ion binding. The record is from RefSeq and is a predicted model, not a curated record.
AGUAAAUGAUGUCCGCGUAGGUGCGGGACAGCCGGAUAUAUGGCGGCCUCCACUUCUUACAAAAAAAAAGAGCAAUUCCCCUUCACCCGGCGGCCCUAGCCUUCUCCCCCACCCCUGCGAAUCGAAAACGGCUGAAGGUGAAGCAAUGGUGGCGGACGGAAGUGCGGCCAUGUGUGAUGAACAAGUGCAGAACGGGCUUGAGUUUCUGCUAGAUCCGGUAGACAGAUUUCCGCUGACCGAGGUCACUACCGACGUUGAGCGGCCAGAUCCACUAGUGCUGAUGGACAUCCGGCAUUCGGCGCCGGAAACUGCCGACUCUUCUUGCGCGAUUGUAGUUGGUCACAUCGACACUUCAUUUGAGCAUAUAAGAGCCCCUUGCAAGAGGCCGCUUUCACCAACAAAAUCUGCUGAGUCCACUGGUAAAGUUAACCCAGAGGCGCCGGGGUGGACCAGGAGGCUUCGGAUUGGGCGCGCUCCCCCUGAUAGAAUGCCAUGUGCUGGUAGAGUUACUCCACUGGAAGAAACCAUAAGGAGAUAUGCUAACAAACCUUCAGAAAGUGCAGUAAAGCCAGAGAUUGGUAUGAGUUUUGAUUCCCUUGGAGAAGCGUACGAUUUUUACAAUCUAUAUUCAUGGGAGAUUGGAUUUGGUAUACGGUACGGCAAGAGUCGAUUGAAUGUUGAGAGGACUAAAUGUAUGCAAGAGAUUGUUUGUGGAUGCUCGGGGAAACCUGAACAACAGAAUAGCAGAUCUUGUCGUUGCGAGUGCCCCGCAAUGGUCAGAUUACUAAGAGUUGCAGACAAUGGAUGGUACAUUGUUGAGCACUGGUCAAGCCACAAUCAUUCGCUGUCUCUCAGAUGCGGGGAAAAGGUUCAUUGGCCAUCCCACAAACACAUAGAUGUGUACACAAAGGAUUUGGUGAGACAGCUUAGGGCCAACAAUGUGAACCUAAACAAAGUGUACAACAUAGUUGGGAGCUUUUUUGGUUCGUCACAGAGCAUUCCUUUCACAAAAAGGUUGUUGCACAAUUUGUGUGGGAGAAUAAGCCGAGACCAAGCUGAUGAUGAUGUGAACAAAACCCUUGCCGUGUUCAAACAAAUUCAGCAGAACAACCCGGAAUUCACAUACAGAGUCCAGGGCGAUGAGGAAAGCAGAAUCAAAAACCUUAUGUGGACAAACGGAAACAGCAAGUUGCAAUAUAAGUUCUUUGGAGAUGUUGUCACAUUCGAUACAACGUACCGGACAAACUUGUAUGACAUGCCUUUUGGCUUGUUCAUUGGAGUAAAUAAUCACUUUCAGAGCAUAAUACUUGCUGGGGUGUUGAUGCGUGAUGAACAAGUCGAGAGCUUCCAAUGGGUAUUUUCUGAGUUCAUCAACAUGAUGGGCGGCAAACACCCACAGACAAUAUUGACAGACCAAGCAAGAGCCAUGGAGGUCGCAAUCAAAAGCAAGCUCCCUAAUACUGUGCACAGGUGGUGCAAGUGGCAUGUUCUUAAGAAAGCAAAAGAGAACCUUGGCGCACUGUACACGAGCAAGAGCAAGUUCAGGGCUGAAUUCCACAAGGUGGUAAAUCACAUGAUAAGUGUGGAGGAAUUUGAGACGGCAUGGGCUGCAGUUGUUGAGAAAUACAAUUUGAAAAGCCACAAUUACAUGACAAACCUGUACGAGAUAUGUCACAAGUGGGCGAAGCCAUACUUCAAAGGAGUCUUCUGUGCAAAGAUGACCAGCACUCAGCGUAGCGAGAGCGCCAACAACAUGCUGAAGAUUUACAUGCCACCAGCUAGCCCAAUGCAUGUAUUCGUGCGCCAGUACAUGAGGCUUCAAUUUGACCGUGAAUCGGAUGAGAGCUACCAGGAAAAAAGAACAAGGAUUAGUGGUGCCGUGAUGAGGACAAAUAUUGCUAUCGAGAGGCACGCGAGUAAGGUUUAUACGCGAAAGAUGUUUGAAUUAUUUGGUGAUAAUCUGUUUGAGGGUGGAUCAUACCAGGUUGAGGAAGUGGAGAAGAAGAAAAGAUACAUUGCAAGGCACAAUGAUGCUGAAAAACGAGAGAGGUGGAGCAAGGUGGAAUACAUGGUAACCAUAUUCGAUGAUGGGGAGUGGUUUGAUUGCGAGUGCGGGCAGUUUGCACACAUGGGAAUGCUUUGCUGCCAUGCCUUGAAGGUCAUGGAUCAUGUUGGCGUGCAGGAGAUACCUAAACGGUACAUAUUGAAAAGGUGGACAAAAGAUGCUAGGGACAUCUUGCCACAUCACAUAGCUCACUUCCAGAAAGACCAAGCUGCUAAUCAAUCAUUCACUUGUCGGAGUUCCACCCUUUACGUGCAUGCUAUGGAGCUAGUGAGGAUUGGAGACUCUUCAAUCGUUGCAUAUGAGCUGGUACUACCAAAGAUUAAGGACCUGAUACUGGAGGCUUCUCCAUUGGCUGAAAACAGGGAUGGUCUUGGGAUUGAGGAUAGUAUAGCUACAGAAGCUAGCAGAAAGAACAAUGGCUCAGGUAUGGCGGUAGGGAUCAUUGAUGCAGACGUUGUUGCCAAUGAUAACAAUGUCACCGCAUCUGGCAACUGGGAUGCUCUCGCUGUACUAUCAGCUCCAGCAAAAAAAUGUGGGGUGGGGCGACCAUGUUCAAGCAGAUAGAAAGCUCCAUAUGAGGGCCUGAGCAAGAGGGCCAUGUUCUGCAGUUUAUGUAAGAUCCCAGGGCACAAGAGGACUACGUGCCCAGACCGCGGUGAUGUCCCUAAACAACCUCACAAGCCUGUCACUUGCAAAAAUUGUGGUGUUACAGGGCAUCGACGCACCUCGUGCACUAGGCCGCUCAUGCCUAAUGCAUCUUAGAUUUUACAUUGAACAAAUGUACAAGCUGAGUAACGUAGGAUUCCCCAGUGUGUUAUGUAUGGAUGAAUUUGCUUGCACGCUUGAUCCUACUGAAUGUAAACUUCGUUCUGAUGAACAAGUCAUGUGUGGACCAAUAAAUCUAAAAAUCCACAAGUUUUUGUACCACUA